This is a messenger RNA of Lindgomyces ingoldianus, 2393 nucleotides long. RefSeq lists its product as uncharacterized. The transcript is spliced from 2 exons. The coding region runs from base 230 to 1969 and encodes 579 amino acids. Gene Ontology annotation, cellular component: fungal-type vacuole membrane; TORC1 complex. NCBI's taxonomy places the organism in Eukaryota, Fungi, Ascomycota, Dothideomycetes, Pleosporales, Lindgomycetaceae. The record is from RefSeq and is a predicted model, not a curated record.
CCCCCCCCCCCCCUUCGCUCGCCCACACGCAAUUGAGCCCCAUGGCAGGCCGCUGAUACCACUGGCUUGCGCUGGCUCAAAAGAGACACACAAUUUGGACCUGCUGUUGCUGAGACAGCGCGCUGCUGAUCCCCACAGGGCCGCUGGGUAGUCGCCGCUCCUCUCCCAGCACAUUUCACCUGCGCCGGACUUCACUCGAGGCAGCGUGCCGCCACACCGAAAAGUAAGCAUGGCAUCCUCCUCUACCGACGCUCAUUCGCAGCCGAAACGGGCGCAAGCCAUGGCGAGGCAGUCAUCUACUUCCUCGCAUGUGUCGCAAUCGCCGUCGGAUUCGCACGCCCGCGCUGCUCCACACAAAGGACAGCGCCAGCACGUCGUUGGCCAGAGUCGCAUGCAGAGGAACACCUCGCUGGGCAAGAACCUGAACAAGCUGAGCAAACUCGCCCAGGUACAACAGGGCGAUGGCAGUAGCACCAAACACCACCGUCGCUCCCACUCUGGCAACUCGACCUCCGCUCCCAGCAGCCCCCGCCCGAGCUUCAAGCGCAAUGCGUCGUCCGGCGCCAUCGUGAGGGCCGCGAACCACACGCACUCGCACACCGGCAUCCGCAAGAACCACUCCAGCGGCCAUCUUUCGCGCCAGGGCUCGUCCAAGAAUAUGUUGAAGUCGUCAAAAAGUGAGAUAGCACCACCAAAACGGUCGCUAGCCCAUCCCGGAAAGGCCCGCCAGCUUUCGCCUGAUCCUCACCCUACUGUUCAUUUCGAUAUCGGCAAUGAAGAAGGAGCUGACGACGGAUGGACCGAGGAAAGCGCCUCGCAAUCGCCAACUACUACCCGAUCAAACACCCGCUCCAACUCGGUCAUACUUGAUCCGCACAAAGCCAUGCAUGUACCGGAGGUGGAGAGCACACAGGGCGAAUCCCCACAGAUGGAAACCAGCAGUACUCCUGCCCGCCCUCCCCCGAGUACCAUAAGUCACGCCCUGCCCGACCGCACACUCAAUGCGCGACUUGUGAAUGGGGCCAGCUCGCACCAGCACUCGCGACCGCCGGACGCCGAUAUGAUCACUUCAAGACUCCUCCAGCGCCACUCCUCACAUAAUCCUCCCCCCCAGAUGUCCUCCAUCGCCGCAAUGGUGGUGUCAGAUUCGCAUGACGCAAGAGUUCUGAGCCAGAGUGCAGGGUCCACACUUGUCGAUACCCCGGGCCGUGAUCUGGUGUCGCGCUUUAUGGACGGAGAUGGCUCGGCCGGCACCCCGAAGGACAGCAGCUUCUUGCCAUCGCGCAACUCACCGCAGUCUGCAGGGAAUGACUUUGACAAGGCAAAGCGAAACAAAUCAAUGCCCAACGUGGUGGACACAGAAACUCCUCCCAAGGCGCAGUCCCGGCGGUCUGGUACGAGCACACCUACCAAUCUCCCACCGUCAAGAACACAGCAGAAGCUACUGCUUCAACGCGCCUCGUCCAACAUCGAGCCGCAGAAGCUCGUUCCUGCCAUCCUACCGCGAACGGGCGGGCCCCAAUUCAUUCAUGCCGGCAUAACCUAUAACGCAAACGGUGAAGGCCGACUGGAUCCCCGUCUUCAGCAACGGUUCAAUCAAGUCGAGAUAGAAUACAAAGUCGUGCAACGUUAUCGCAACCCGCUGGCGGACGGGAUCAUGCGGAUUGAGCAGAUUCCCGGAACGCGCCGAAAACACAGAGUGCCGAGGUCGUCAUCGGCAACGAAUGGUUUCGUGAACGUACAUGGUAGUAGCAGUCUGAGCACAAGCUUCAAUGAGUCCGGGGUUGAAACAGACGGAUCGGGUGCAAGGCGGCGAUCACGAGUCAGUUUUGAGAGUCACCGGGGUCGCGAUGAUGAUGACUUGGAGGGGCGACAGAGUUUUGAGAGCGAUGGCGGACGGGUUCGGAAUGAAGCGGAGGAGAUCUGUCGACGGCUGUGGGAGAGCGCCGAGAUGGUUGAGGGUGACUGAUGGGCUUCUUACACGUGUCGAGGCGCCAUCAAAUAAUGAAACCUGGCGAGGCAUAUUCCGCCCAUUGUGUCAUCACCCCCUGCCAUUACGCCUUCUCUCUGUGAAAGAGUUAUGGCGAGCUGGGAAAAGGUUGGUUACCGUCACUCGCUCUUGUCGGUUGGUGCGAGUCCACCUCCAAAUGCGGCAGUACGCUGCUUCGCGCAUGUAACAGUGCUCUGUCAACGGGUCACGGUGAUUUCUAGGCAAGCGAGUCUUCAUAUAAGGGCUGCGAUGGUGUUCGGAAGAACGGGCAUUCACUGGACCACCAAUUUGCUGGUCACAAUUCUUCAAUAGGGGGGGUCCCACAACUGGCUCCGACCAAUCACAUACACGGUACUAGGCCGGAGCAAUUGUAAUUUCUCAUCUUUAAAGCAUCACAUCAUAU